Messenger RNA from Nymphaea colorata (pocket water lily), 3200 nucleotides. Its product is annotated as oligopeptide transporter 5-like. The coding region runs from base 490 to 3114 and encodes 874 amino acids. The record is from RefSeq and is a predicted model, not a curated record. The transcript is spliced from 11 exons. Gene Ontology annotation, molecular function: oligopeptide transmembrane transporter activity. Lineage: Eukaryota; Viridiplantae; Streptophyta; Magnoliopsida; Nymphaeales; Nymphaeaceae. Gene Ontology annotation, biological process: transmembrane transport.
GUCACUGCAUACUAGUGCCAUCCAGAGAGCAGGGCUUUCCAGGUUCUGAGGAUGUUUAUGAAUGUAAUUUUUAUCUUCCGAUUUGGAAGGCGAAGGUGUGUUUUUUGUAAACGUGUCAUGCUAAAUAGAAUUUUGAUUUCAUAUCUAACAUUUAAUUUUGGCAAAUAGAACAAUUUGGAAGUGAUACAAACUGUUGGAACUUUCUCUGAGAUGGUUGGUUAUGCACUUCAGGUUCCAAAGUUGGACCAUCCCAUAACUUGGGCAUAUAUGAAGUGUGCAAUGCAGAUUUGUUCUCCAUUUCACGGUUUAUUUUAACUGCUUUUGGAGUGCUUUAUAGAAUUUGUAUCUUCUUUUCAAAUCGUUGCGCAGAAAACGUGAAUUUCUCCUUCUGAUGAUUAAUAUUUACAAAUCUUGCAUUACUGUACAAGGUGCAGCUUUCAUCUCUUCACGCCCUAAAGCAAAAGAGAGUCAAGAAGAUGGGUCUUCCACAUGCCUGGAUCAAGAAUGGUUGUAUUGCUGGCAGUGGCAGAGAUAAGGGAGAUCCCAUUUGAGGAGUAUGCUUCAUUCCAAGUGAACCUCGUCGAUGGCCAGGGCCUCACCGCAGAACUGCUUAAUCAGCAACAUGAUUCUCAUCCAAAUCCAAACUGCCUCCCUCUAUAUAUACCAUCCGAGAGAGAGAAAAAGAGAGAGAGAGAGAGAGGAUCUCUCAUCUUCUACCUUGCGGAAGGACGGCACUUAGGAUCUGGUGAGAUGAGCGGACCUGAGAUUGACACAGUUUUCCCCGGCGACGGCGAAAGCAAAGCGGAUGAGGAGAAGAAGAAACAAGACAAAGCAGACGAUGACCUGGAAAAUUCACCAAUCGAGGAAGUGCGGCUAACUGUCCCGAUCAUGGACGACCCGACUCUGCCGGCACUGACGUUCCGGACAUGGACCCUCGGCUUGACCUCAUGCCUGGUGCUGGCGUUCUUGAACCAGUUUUUUGGGUACAGGCAGAACCCGCUCAGCGUCCCGCCGCUCGCGGCGCAGCUGGUGACGCUGCCACUCGGCAGGUUGAUGGCCGCAAAGCUGCCGAAGAAGAAGGUCAAGUUUCCGGGGACGGCCGGCUGGGAGUUCUCGAUGAACCCUGGGCCCUUCAAUGUGAAGGAGCAUGUGCUCAUCACCAUACUGGCCAACUCGGGAGCCAAUGGCGUCUAUGCAGUUCAUAUUGUCACCAUGAUGAGGGCGCUCUACCACAGAAGCAUCCAUCCCCUUGCUGCCUUCCUGCUCUCACAGACCACACAGUUGCUGGGAUAUGGAUGGGCAGGUAUAUUUAGGAAGUUCAUGGUAGACUCACCUUACAUGUGGUGGCCUCCAAAUUUGAUCCAAGUGGCCUUGUUCAGGUUCUCUCUCUCCCUGGCUCUUUCGCGGUCAGUUUAUGAUCAACGAUUCCUUUGUGACGGAAGACAACAUAAUUGCAGAGCGCUGCAUGAGAAGGAGGUGAGGAGACGGGGAGGGACGACGCGGCUGCAGUUCUUCUUCGUUGUCUUUGCCAUCAGCUUCGCCUACUACAUCGUCCCGAACUACCUGUUCCCCUUCGCCUCCGCCUUCUCCAUCGGCUGCGUCAUCUGGAAGGGCUCCGUCCUCGCCCAGCAGCUGACCUCCGGCUACAGGGGCCUGGGCAUCGGCGCCUUCGGCCUCGACUGGGCCACUAUCAGCAGCUACCUGGGCACCCCCAUCGCUACUCCUGGCCACGCCAUCCUCAAUGUCAUGGCCGGGUUCGUGCUCUUCCUCUACGUCCUCGUCCCCAUCGCCUACUGGACCGACUCCUACCACGCCAAGCGCUUUCCCCUCAUCUCUUCCGGCGUCUUCGACGGCGCCGGCCACAGAUACGACACCGCAACCGUCAUCAACCCGAAGACCUUUCAGUUCAACCCCGAGGGCUACUCCAAGGUUGGCCCCAUCCACCUCUCCCCUUUCUUCGUCUUGUCCUACGGCCUCAACUUCGCAACCCUCGCUGCUAUCUUCACCCACAUCAUCCUCUUCCAUGGAAGGAGCCUAUGGGACCAAACGACGCAGGCAGUGAAGAACCAGAAAAUGGAUGUUCACACCCGACUGAUGAGGAAGAACUACGAAAGGGUGCCUGAGUGGUGGUUUGGCGUGCUGCUCCUCAUCACCAUCGCUUUGGCCUUCGCCGCUUGCCUAGGCUUUGGCGGUCAACUACAGCUCCCAUGGUGGGGCAUUCUCCUCGCCUGUGCAGUUUCCUUCGCCUUCACUCUCCCUAUUGGCAUACUCACAGCCACCACUAAUGUGCAACCUGGGUUGAAUAUCAUCACGGAGAUGAUCAUAGGGUACACAUAUCCCGGCAGACCUCUCGCCAACGUUUCCUUCAAAACUUAUGGGUAUGUUAGCAUGAUGCAAGCCAUCUACUUCCUUUCAGAUUUCAAGCUGGGCCAUUACAUGAAGAUCCCACCCAAGUCCAUGUUUGUUGUUCAGCUCGUUGGCACUGUUGUUGCAACCUCUCUCUACUUCGGCACAUCUUGGUGGCUCCUCUCCACUAUCCCCAACAUCUGCGACUCAGAAAAGAACCCGCUGUGGGACUGCCCCAACGACAACGUCUUCUACAGCGCCUCCAUCAUCUGGGGCGUGGUCGGACCGGUCCGAAUGUUCGGCAGGCUGGGUCUGUACAGCAAGCAAAACUGGUGGUUCCUAGCGGGCCUGCUUGCGCCCAUCCCGGUCUGGGUCUCGUCGCGCAUGUUUCCUGAGAGGAAGUGGAUCAAGCUCAUCAACGUCCCGGUCAUACUCGGCGGCGUCCUCAUGAUGCCGCCGGCCGGCGCGGUCAACUACUGGUCCUGGGGGGUUGUGGGCAUACUCUUCAACGUGGUCAUAUACAAGAGGUACAAGAAGUGGUGGUCUCAGCACACGUAUGUGAUGUCUGCUGGGCUCGAUACCGGGGUGGCCUUCUCAGCCGUGCUCGCCUACUUUGCCCUACAGACGUGGCUGGGCCCCAACGACGAGUAUGGACCCAUAUGGUGGGGCCACGUUGAUGGUUCCUACAAUUGCGACCUAGCCAAGUGUCCGACCGCGGCUGGAGUUGUGGUGGAUGGCUGCCCGGUGGUCUCGGGGCUUGACGCUUAAGUUCUUCUUGUCUUGGGUUUGUUUUAUGCAAAUUUUAUCACGGUGUAAAUGAAUUUUUGGCUUUUGCUUGGACAGGAACGAUGAUU